AGGCCAACCUCUUCCCUUGGGAAAGCUCAAGUCGUGCAUCACAGCUUUAUCUCCUGGAGCACACGUCAGUGAGAGGAAGCUGCUGAAAGUCCGAAGAGGUCUAAUGGAUCGGAUGCUAAUCAGCACAGAUCAGCUGCCGUCUGUUCUCCCAGAGAGUCAAACCAUUCAAGAUUCCGGGUAUUUUUCUCUUCUGAAUCAGGAUUUUAAUUGUAGAGGGUUGUUGGACUCAUCAGAACCUCUAAAAACUAUUUUACCGCACUUGUCUCAUGGCCUUACCUCACCGUCAUCCGAGAUCCACUCUGAUCCCAGCCUCAUAGCAGAGACUAAGCACUCAUCCGGGGAUGAGUCACCCACUCUUGAGAGAUUGAUGGCUUCCAACGAGCGUCCUCUGAAGUACAACCAAGAUCGGACAUCCUAUCUAAGGUCUUCGCCGGAUAGCUUGGAGAGUGACACAGGCCGAGACUCUAUGUCGGAACUGUAUAUCUUUGAAAGCAACACACAGGACCUUAUUCUGAGGUCUGAUGCCCAGAUUAAACGCUCAGGAUGGUCGUCUCCCACUGAGAUUAAAGAUGACGAUGUUUGUGUUCCCUUGUGUGAUUCAGCCGAGAGCGUGACACAUAGUCAGGAAUGGCCUAUGUUGGACUUUGAGUCAGACACGAGAGUUCUUAAGCCACCUGCUGAGGCCAACAAUGUCACCCCACAAGGACCGAGGAGCGUCAGUCCUGCAGAGCUAUGGGCGGACGCAUGCCAGUUUCUUGCAGGCGAGGAUCCAGAUAAGACGGAUGUUUUGCCUUCUUCCGUCAGCCACUUAUCCUUGGAAGAGACGCAGGGAUCACGUUACGGCUUUUGUGACGGCAUCGGCUGGACCAGAGAUUGGCCGCCGCCGGUGGAGAGGAGGUCCUCAGUGGAGAGCUGGGCCAGCGCUCUUUCAGACUGCACCAGCAUUUUCUCUACCCCAGCUCAGGAACUCACCGCUGCCUUCUCAGAGAUAGGAGCAGAGAUAGACGCCCUGACCGAGGCGCUAGCGGACAUAAAUCCUUGCACCCACAGGGAAAGAGCAGGGUUGGAUCAGUCCAAGAUGGGAGUCCAAGAUCUGGCGGAGGAACAAACCAUUCAAGAGGAAUCUGAGCAGGGAUGUGUCGCUUUGCAAGGACAAAUGGAAGAUAAUAACGUCCAACCUGUUGACGACUCAACGGACAACAACCAAACGGAACAAAGGGAGAACCCAGAAGACAAUUCUUUGAGUGACGACCAUAAGAGGACUUCCGUAUCAACCGAUGUGGACCUUGCUGACUUUGCCCAGUUUUUUGAGGCAGGCAUUGACAGCCACAAAGAGAUCAUACUGAAGAUAGUGGAGGAUGCAGACUUGAUGGAACAACCUGCACCUGUACAGCUGACAAUCAAACAGCUGUCUGGACAUGGAGUGUCUAAGGUGACAGAGGACUGUAAUGUCCCUCUGGGUCAGGACACCGACGCGAGUGGCGGUUCAGCUGAGGUCGACCGUAAUGGACUUGAAGUUUCAGCAGAUCCUGCGCUGAUUAAUCCCUAUGAGCCCGACACUUUAAUGGAGCGUGACGGAGCUCGCCAGAUGGUGCCGCAGGGAGGGUGUCCAAAGUUUAUUGUACCCAUAGCUCCUCUGGAAAUCAGCUCCGCCCUGGAGUGUCGCAGGGGUAGCUUGGAAGGGGAUGCAACUAAAAGGACUUCCAAUGACCCUCACCCACAAGCUUGGGGUCUUUGGACCAUUUGCGACGAGAUCACGAAAGCAGACAACGAGGUGAGAACUGACGAAGAAGUGAACGCGGUCUGUAGAGAACUUUCAAACACAACUGUUGUUUCGGAGAAGAACCAAGAUGCAAGCACUCGUACGGACGAUCCUGUUGUGACAAAGUCAGCAAAAUCCAUCAAAGUGAAUCAGAAAACAGUGGGAAAGAUGCCUCAAAAAGCAGUGAAGACCCCCACAGAGAGCAAACCUCGUUCCAAGAAAUCAAGCGGUCACCAUCACGGUAUUCCAAAUUCGCUUCAUCUUCUGGGCCAAACGGCCUCCAAACAAAAAGAAACUCCGGGCAAUCAGCCUGUCGCUGUACCCGAGGAGAAGACGGUGGUCAUCGAGAGCACGUUCAUCGAGAAGUCCAAGCCACAUGCUAAGAAGAAAAAGAAACACAGCCAUAACGCGACAGCGGGGAAGAUCAUAGCCAAGCCUCUAGCCGAGAUGGACAAUGGAGUGAAAGCCAAAGGAAGGAUUGAAAUGUUUGAGGCUAAACUCAGUGCAAAAUCUGCCGAUGCCCUCCGGGAGACGUCGGACGCCGUUGAGCAAAAGCAUCCGGAAGAUGUUAAACACGGAGAACGCCAUCCAGGUCUAGAGAGGCUACGCCCCAAAAACGUCCCAACUAACAAAGAUGUCAUCAAAAAACAACGCCUGUCUGAGGAUAGCUUUGGGACCUUUUUGAACAUAGAGCUGACGAAGCCUGGAGCCUCCGUUCAGGCAAAGACGGCGGAGGUUGCCAAGGUGGAUGUUGCCAAGGCGGAUGUUGCCAAGGCGGAUGUUGGGGCGCCUCAUAAGAAGGCGUACAGCGACGUGGUCAAACAAAUAACAAGUACGCCCAACGAAGAGCCCAAGGUGGUGCAGCCCAUCCAGGCGGCGUCUGUGAGCGGAGAUCCGCAGAGUGUCAGUCUUUGGUGUCAGUUCUCGGCCGUCCUGACCGACCACCUGGUCACCUGGAGGAGAGAUGGCACCCUGCUGGCAGAGGUGAAGCGCAGUGCAGGGGACCGGGGUCCGUCCUGUGUCACCAUCAUCGAGGCAUCCCCCAAAGACCUGGGCAAGUACCAGUGUAGUCUCAGGAGCUCUCGUGGUUCCAUCACGCUGGACUACGAGCUCACUUAUGAAGUGCUCCGUGAGAUUGUCAUCCCGCCGUCUCCAAAAACCAUUUCAUCCGUUCCCGCGGAGACCGGCGGCGAGGAAGAAAACGUCCAAUGUUCCAAGCUGAUGUUCAAAGAGGACUUCCUGUCCGAGCAGUACUUUGGGGAGAACCACCCCGUCAGCAUCGUCACGGAGAAAGACCACUUCGGCGAAGGGAUGCACCGGCGGGCUUUCCGGACCAAGCUGCACCGGGGUCAGGUGCCGCUCUUCCUGUCGGGGCACUCGUGCGUCCUCAAAGUGCACACCGCCGUCAGCUGUGGGACCAAGAACAACGAGGAGCUCGUUGAGAGGAACUUCACCUUGGCAGUGGAGGAGUGUCAUGUUCAGAACACGGCCAGGGAGUACAUCAAGGAGUACAUGGUCGCCGCCAAGUCUCUGGAAGCCUUCGGAGAAGUCCCAGAGAUCAUUCCCAUCUACCUAGUUCACCGCCCGUCUAGCGACAUCCCGUACGCCACGCUGGAAGAGGAGCUGAUCGGCGACUUUGUCAAGUACUCGGUAAAGGACGGCAAAGAGAUCAACCUGAUGAGGCGCGAUUCGGAGGCGGGACGGAAGUGUUGCACCUUCCAGCAUUGGGUCUACCAGAGGACGGACGGAAACCUGCUGGUCACUGACAUGCAAGGCGUCGGCAUGAAACUCACCGACGUGGGAAUAGCGACGUGUAAAAAAGGCUACAAGGGCUUCAAAGGAAACUGUGCCACCUCCUUCAUCGAGCAGUUUAAAGUAUUGCACCAGUGUAACUCCUUCUGCGAGAUCCUGGGCCUGGCCUCCCUGCAGCCUAAAGUGGCAAAAAAGGCUUCUUGUGCUCCCAAAACCAAAGCUCAACCUCCAGGAGGAAGCAAAAAGAAAACAUUUGGUCCAUCGCUGAAGGCUAAAUCCUAACAGGAAGACCAGUGUUGAACUCUCAAGUCUUAGAUUCACAGUUUUGUUUUUUUGUUUUUUUACAUUUAGUGAUGUUUUCCAGCUGUUAAGUUCAUUAAAUUAAUGAGCUUGUUAAUUAACUUUUUGGAGGAAACAUCUCUGAUUGUGUAACAUAUGUUGGAGGACAUCAAUGUGGACUCUUUGAUGUGUUCAUGUUUGUUUCAUGUUUCUUCCAUGCAAAGACUAAAAAUGAUGACAUUGACAUUAGCAUUGCUGCCUACUAUUGUCAACACAGAAGCGAUACGGUAUCGAUCUAAGCGCUAUCAUCUCGAGGACACCUUUGACACUGGACGUCUGCUUGUUUGAGCCACGAGGUCAAAUACACAAUUGAUGUUCUAA
Molecule: messenger RNA, 4174 nt
Organism: Nerophis ophidion (straightnose pipefish)
Lineage: Eukaryota; Metazoa; Chordata; Actinopteri; Syngnathiformes; Syngnathidae
Gene: alpk2
Product: alpha-kinase 2
Exons: 11
Coding region: 104-3796 (1230 amino acids)
Biological process (GO): protein phosphorylation
Molecular function (GO): ATP binding; protein serine/threonine kinase activity
Source: RefSeq, a predicted model, not a curated record